Messenger RNA from Aspergillus nidulans FGSC A4, 2220 nucleotides. Its product is annotated as putative chromatin remodeling complex subunit (Rsc9). Gene Ontology annotation, molecular function: DNA binding. Gene Ontology annotation, cellular component: nucleus. The record is from RefSeq and is a predicted model, not a curated record. The transcript is spliced from 3 exons. Lineage: Eukaryota; Fungi; Ascomycota; Eurotiomycetes; Eurotiales; Aspergillaceae. The coding region runs from base 1 to 2220 and encodes 739 amino acids. Gene Ontology annotation, biological process: DNA-templated transcription; regulation of DNA-templated transcription.
AUGAGUUCUCAAACUCCUAGGACAUCCUUACGACAGGGACUGCGGCAAGCUCCUAAAGUUAACCAGCCCUUCAUUCCCGACACAGCACCAGUACGCCGCUCACACAUGCAUGGAAAUCAAUCCCCGCAGCCAACAGUCAGCAGCCAGACACAUUCAAUGUCUCCUGCAAAUCCGGGGAGUCCCCACAUUUCGUCCGAAAACUGGGAGAAUAAGGAACAUCGAGUUCCCAUGUCUACGCGCGAUGUUUGGACGCCCGGAAACCGACCGAGCCUCUUCAGCAGUAUCUUCGACAGGGGCAAGACAGUCAAAACGGCAGACUUCUAUGAUCCUUACUUUCCCUUGAAGUUUAUUGACGUUCCCAAAUCGGAUCAUAUCUAUAAACGCGCCCAUUAUGGGUUACAGUCAGGAAUUCCAGAUGAGGUAGACUUUGCGCUAUAUCACCUUGUCCAAAUAUCAAAUCAGCGAGGAGACAAAUUCAAGUUUGAGGGUUUUCCUUUGCUCGCGGACAACCUUAUGGAAAAGGCCAUGGAGAUCACAGAGCUAUGCACUGGUGUCAAAUGGGAGCUCCAGUACGAUUUCAGGCAAGCCACAGAUCGUGUCAAUACUCUCAAUGCGCUACAUGGUACCCGAGAUAUAUUGGACAAGAUCAAGCAGAUCCCGGUUAUUUUACCUGAUGAUACGCUGGAGACGUACGAAUUCAACCAUCGCCUCCGAAACAUCAAGGAAGCCACUUUGAUUAUCAGAAACAUGGUCCUUCUACCGGACAAUGCAUUCUACAUCGCAAGCUGCGCCAGUGGGUUGUUAAGAGACUUCUUGGUAAUCAUGCUCAACAUUCCGGAUCAACCGCGGCUGAAUGAACUCAAAAACGACGCUCUUGAUAUCGCAGAGGAAGUAACGAGGCUGAUGAGGACUGACCCUGAGGAUCCGCUGUGGAUCUCGCUUCUGAACUGCCUUUACUCUCCGGAUCGUGCUCAUGUAGUUCGUGCCCUCUGGGCUCUCACGCAUUUCUCAACCGAGCUAGACGAGCCGGAGGCUAACCGGGCAAUGGAAAGCAUAUCGAAAGAGACGUUGCAGCAGCUAUACCUUCUCACAUUAAUCGACCUGGACAAAGACAUCUUGAGUGGUGCACUCGACUUCUGGUAUCAGUACACACUUUUCCGCGAGAAUAUUGAGACCAUGAUGGAUGUGUUUAACUUCUCAACUGUUUUCAUUCCCCGCAUGCUUGCACUUUUAACAUACGAGGGUCGACCAAGCAAGAGAGAAACUGUCUUGCAGGAGGAGAAGGUAGCGCCGGCUCCAACCGAAAUCCCACGGGUGCCUCCAGAGCUACUGAAAGACCUGAUGGAUAUUUCUGAGCCGGAACGUAGCUCUCGCUGGCUUCGUUGCUGCUUCGUCGAGGAUGCCGAGUGUGAAAUUACACAGAUUGCGCUCUGGCAAGCAUAUCAGAGUCGGUUUGCCGAUCCUCGAGUUCCUGGCGGCGGUGUUCUCCCUGCUGCGGAGUUUAUCAAGAACGUCAGCACGACGUUUACGAAUGCGCAGGCGCAGGUAAUCAACGGACCUGGUUCAUCAACGAGGUUCAUCAUCAAGGGCAUUCGGCCCCUGGAAACCGCAUACACGUUCCAGGGAUUUCCUUACAUCUAUUGCAAAUGGCAAGAUAACACAAAACCCACAAAGACGUGCCAGCGCGCUUUCGCCUUGCCGGCGGACCUUCGCAACCACGUGUUUUCAGACCACAUGGGCCUGAGACAAGCCGAAACACCUGGCCAAUACAAUCUGGAGAAUGCCGAAACGCCUGUCCACACUUGUCAGUGGGAUAACUGCACCAAGUUCCGCUCCUCUGGACCCAGCGCAAAUACCGCCAUGGUUGCCGGCCAUGUUUCAUCCCACCUUCCAGAAGACCGACCCGCCGAUGCGGAAGCGCCCAGCUCAAAACGUCCGGUACUCCAGGAACGUAUUGUGCGGAAGUGGUUUUACUUGGACACCCCUGUCACUGAACGAGGAGAGCCCGUCGGCGUUGCAUACAAGGCUGCACUUGUCCUUCGCAACCUUGCUCGCAAUCUACCCAACGGCAUUGCGCCGGGUUUCAACGGUCUCUCUUGGAAGAAGGCCUACUUCUUGAGCCACCGGCCGAAAAUCAUCGAAAUAUGGGACCGAAAUAGGUCGCUGCGCAAGGAAUUGACCGAAUUGAUCAUGAUAUUAGAGAGAGAGGAAUACUACUGA